UUUCCGUGCGCUCCCGGGCAGGUUUUGGGCAGCACAGGCGGCACCGCCGCGCUCGCAGCGCUCGGUGCCCGCCCGGCGCUCGGGGCCGCCCCGUGACGCGCGGCAGCGGCGCCGCCGCCGGAAGCGGGCGCGGAGCCGCUUCCUGUGUUUAUGUAGGGCCGGGCCGGCGGCUCCGGGAGCGGCUCCGGCGGCGACACCGACAGCGGCACCGGCAGCGAGGCGCGGCCGCCAUGGCGGUGUCCGAGAGCCAGCUCAAGAAGAUGCUCACCAAGUAUAAGUAUAGAGACCUAACCAUACAGGAGACAACCAGUGUUAUUACUCAGUACAAGGACCUCAAACCUGUCAUGGAUUCAUAUGUUUUUAAUGAUGGCUCAUCCAGGGAGUUGAUGAGCCUCAGUGGAACCAUUCCUGUGCCUUACAGAGGUAACACAUAUAAUAUCCCAAUUUGCUUGUGGCUGCUGGACACCUACCCUUUCAACCCACCAAUUUGUUUUGUUAAACCCACUAGCUCUAUGACAAUAAAAACUGGGAAGCAUGUUGAUGCAAAUGGAAAGAUAUAUCUUCCCUACCUGCAUGAGUGGAAAUAUCCCCAGUCAGACUUGUUGGAGCUGAUCCAGGUCAUGAUUGUUGUGUUUGGAGAGGAACCUCCAGUGUUUUCUCGGCCUACUGCUUCCUCCAGCUACCCCCCAUACCAGGCAACAGGCCCACCAACCACUUCCUAUGUGCCAGGAAUUCCAGGUGGAAUAUCUCCCUAUCCACCAUCAAGUACUCCAAACCCAAGCUACCCAAACUAUCCUUAUCCAGGUGGUGUUCCCUUUCCAGCAACCACUAGUGUUCAGUACUACCCUUCUCAGCCUCCUGUCACCACUGUUGGGCCCAGCAGGGACGGCACCAUCAGCGAGGACACCAUCCGCGCGUCCCUCAUCUCGGCGGUCAGCGACAAGCUGCGGUGGCGCAUGAAGGAGGAGAUGGAUCGCGCGCAGGCCGAGCUCAACGCCCUGAAACGCACUGAGGAGGACCUGAAGAAAGGGCACCAGAAACUGGAGGAGAUGGUGACUCGCCUGGAUCAGGAGGUGGCUGAAGUUGACAAGAAUAUUGAACUUCUCAAAAAGAAGGAUGAGGAGCUCAGUUCUGCCUUAGAGAAAAUGGAAAGUCAGUCAGAGAAUAAUGACAUAGAUGAAGUUAUAAUUCCUACAGCACCACUUUACAAGCAGAUCCUGAACUUAUAUGCAGAGGAAAAUGCAAUUGAAGACACCAUCUUCUAUCUUGGGGAAGCAUUGAGACGUGGAGUGAUAGAUUUAGAUGUCUUUUUAAAGCAUGUACGUCUCCUGUCUCGCAAGCAGUUCCAGCUGAGGGCAUUGAUGCAGAAAGCAAGGAAGACUGCUGGACUCAGUGAUCUCUACUAAUUUCCCAGACUUUACCUGGGGACUUGGAUUUCCUUGUGAAGCAGCCGUUCUCUUGAUCUUUCUCUUAAUCAGUAGGUGCCCAGAGUAAGUUAUUACAUCAUCCAAGUGUAAGAUAUUUUGAAUCAAUAAUAUAUUUUCUUUUUGGUAAAGACUAGCUUUUAUUAAUGCACUUUCUAUCUCCUGUAAUCUUUGUGCUGGUGGACUUAACGCUGAAUAAAACUUGUUGCAUAUUUUCUUCCUCUACAGAA
Oenanthe melanoleuca is the source of this 1654-nucleotide messenger RNA. RefSeq names its product tumor susceptibility 101 (gene TSG101). The record is from RefSeq and is a predicted model, not a curated record. The coding region runs from base 231 to 1406 and encodes 391 amino acids. Gene Ontology annotation, biological process: endosome to lysosome transport; protein modification process; protein transport. Lineage: Eukaryota; Metazoa; Chordata; Aves; Passeriformes; Muscicapidae. Gene Ontology annotation, molecular function: ubiquitin binding. The transcript is spliced from 10 exons. Gene Ontology annotation, cellular component: ESCRT I complex.